UUUUCUUUGAAUCCUUUCUUUAAAUGCUGUUCUUCUAUUUUGGGUGAACUUAAUCUAUGUCAACUCAAAUUAUUUUUGUUUAUGUUUUCUAAUUUUAAUAAAGCUUUUAAUAUUCUAGUUUGAUGUUAUGGCUUGUCUUGGCAAGUUGAGUGUUUCCGGUGUUAGAAGCUUUGAUCCAGAAAGUCGCGAAGUCAUCAAAUUCUUCCCAUUAACGUUGAUUCUUGGAUCUAACGGUGCUGGUAAAACGACUUUAAUUGAGUGCUUACGAUAUGCUGCUACCAAUGAAUUUCCUCCAUUUACGAACAAGGGUAAAACUUGGAUUCAUGAUCUACACUUUGCAAAGGGUCAUACUAAUCGUGGUCAAGUAAAGUUGGCUUUCAAGGAUAUACACGAAGUAGAAUGUGUUAUCACUCGUUCUCUGGAACUCACAGCUAAACGUGACAGAUCUGGCAAAGUUGUUCCUCAGAUGAGAACAUUAGAUGCCAUCAUAAAACGUGGAGAAGAAACCAUUGUCAGCACUAAAUGUGUUCAAAUUGAUUCGGUUAUGCUGGACCUUUUAGGUGUCUCUAAAGCUGUACUAUCUGAUGUUAUAUUUUGUCAUCAAGAAGAUUCUAAUUGGCCUCUUAGUGAAUCUAAAGUUCUCAAAGAGAAAUUUGAUCAACUUUUUGGAUCCAUUGGUUAUGUUAAAGCCUUAAAGAGAAUCAAAGAUGAGCGGACCGAAUAUUCUAAAAGAUUAACACAGUGUGAAGGUGAAUCCAAGCUUUUCCAAGAACACAAACACCAGGCUGAUAAAUAUUCUAAUGAAUUACACAAGAACCAAGCAACACUAGCAUCAUACAAAGAAAAGAUGAAUUCUUUAAAUCAAGAGAUUGGUCCUAUCAAGCAGGAACUUGAAUCUUUAGCCGUCAAAGAAAAAGCUAUGGUGGGUGUUGAAAAGACCAUAUCUAGCUUACAAGCUCAGUUAGAUGAGCAAAAGAAGAGCAUUGAUUACUUGAAGAAGAAUAUUCGAGAAAUUUUUACCGGUACUAAAGAAGAACUCAAAGACAAAAUAUCAAAUUUCUCAGCGGGUAUCAAAACAAAAGAUUUCGAGCUUAAAAAGGCUGAAAAAAAGUUGGAGGAUUUUGAGGAUGUUUUGAAGCAACUUAAUACUAAAAUCAAUCGAAUAUCUAUGUCAAAGGGCAAACUAGAAGCCAGACAUGCAAAGUUUACUCAAGACAAAAAGAAAUUGAAAAAUUAUCUUCAAAAACUGCUCAAAGAAGAAUCAUCGGAAUUUGAUUCAUUGAGUACCUUGGACAUCGAAGUAAACACUGAUAAUGCUUUGGCUACAAUCCAUACUUCUUUAGAUUCACGAAAAGGAAAACUAGAAGAUGAAAUCCGGGUAACACUCAAAGAAUUCGAUAAUUCAAUUAAGGAAAUUGAUCGACGAAUGGAUGAACUCAAAUCUCAGAAAUCUAAGUUGGAGCAAUCUAUCAAAAUCAACAAUGAUUCUAUUAAAGAAAAAACUGAUGAAGCUGGUCGAAUUGAAAUACAAUUGAAAGAAAUUAGUCAAUCAUCUUCACAAUUGAAGAAACUCGCUGCCCAAUUGGAGACAAAAAAAGACGAAUUGCGAGAGCUUAAUGAAAAGUACGAUCUAGUCAACAUUCAAAAGGAUAUUCGCUCGAUUUAUGCUGAACAGCAAAAACUCAAGGAUAAACUUGAUGUUCUCUACAAGGAAAAGGAUCUUCUUAUUGCUCAGAAUGAAGCAAGAGCUGUUUUACAAGUUCACUUGAAAACCCAGGAAAAAGAGCAAGAUAAUUUAGCUACAAUUUAUUCUGAACAUGUUAAUCUUUUGCAAGAUCUUGGUAUUGAUGAAAAUGACACUGACAAAUCUUUCGUUGAUGAACUUAAAAACAAGAUUCGAGGAGUAGAGAGAAAACUAAAAAACAAAGAAGCUUCCAAAGAAUCACUUGUUUCAGAUCGGAGAAAGCUGGAAACUCAAUUGGAAAUGAUAAAAAUGAAGUUUGAAAAUUGUAAGAAAGAGAUCAAAGAAAAAGAAUCGAAAAUCAAAGCAACUUGUGGCUCAGACUCCUUUGAGAACUAUUUGAUGUCAAUCGAAUCUGAAUUAAAGGCUUUGCGAAGUAAGAGUGCGACUUCGAGUGGAGCAGAAACAAUUUUAUCUGAAUACUCAGUCAUCAUUGAAAAAGAAGCCAAAUGUCCCAUAUGUGAAACUGAUUUAAAAGCUACCCUCUCCAAAGUUAAGAGCAGUUUGACAAAGAAAAUUCGUCAACUACCGCAAGAGGCUAAAAAGGUGAACGAAGAUUUGGCCAAGAUGGAAAAACUUUAUGAAAAAUUACUUCGGUUAAAAAAUGACAAUGAAACGGUUAGAUCUUCCAAAGAACAGCUUCCAAAAUUGAAACAAGAAGUGCUUGAUACUCAAAAGAAAGUUGAUGACAUCUUGAACAAAAUACAAGUUGGAGAACGUGAACUCAAAAAAGAAAAGGCUGAACUUGAUAGACUCCGAGCAGCAGAACCUCAAGCUAUAAGUUAUGACAAUAGCAUCAGAUCUCUUCAGGAGGUUGAAAGUCGAAUUCAAAAAUGUAAAGAAGAACUAGGAGCUGCCGAUGAUGACUUACGAUCUUUGGAUGAUGUUCGCGAAGAAAUAGAGGAACUUUCGGAGGAAUUACAUCGAACCGAGGAAAAACACAAAACACUUCAAGACGAAAAAGAUUUGGCAUCCAAACAAAUAAAUGAACUCAAAGAAGAGAUUUUCAAUUUGGAAGGUAAAAAAUUGAAUCUAGAAAAAGGUCAGCAAAGGCAAGUUUCUCUGACUGAAAAAUGCUCAGAAUUGCAAAAACAAGUAAACUCAUUGAAAAAGGAUCUCUCCAAAUAUCAUAAUGAAAUCAAGUCAAUUGAACCAAAUUUGAAAGAAGUUAUUGAAGAAAGAAGAAAAUUAGCUGAUGAAAAAGAUGGAAAAAGAAAACAGUUGGAAUCGACUUUAGCUAAAUUGAACCGAUAUCAAGAUGAUUUUGCUGCCAUUGGUGAGGAUAUAUCAUCUUAUUUGAUGGAUGAUACUGAUUCUGAACUACGAGACUUACAAGAAGAGUUAGAUCAAAUUAAAAAAGAUAGCAUUAAAGUGCACAAUGACAAAACUGAUCUCAGCAAAAAAUGUCAGGAAUACCGUAAAGAAAUCAAUGAAGCAGAACUGGGAGAAAGAAACUUAAAGGACAACUUGGAGCUUCAAGAAAGACUGGAAAAAGUGACCGAAUAUGAAGACAAGUUGGAAAUAGAAAAAGGUAAACGAGGUGCUGCCGAUUCAGUGGCGUUGUUGAAGAAAAGGCAACAAUUAGAUAAGCAAUAUCAAGAAAAGUUUCAACUUUUACAGCAAAUUAAAGGUAAACAAGAGCCAAUUGUUUCUCAUAUUCAAGAUCUGGAAAGAGAAUUAUCUGCAGAUAAAUAUCGUAAAGCUAAAGAUAAUUAUCAAAGUAAAUUAGUAGAAACUGUUGAAUUGGAAGCAAUUUGCGAAGAUUUGAAUAAAUUGUAUCGAGCACUCGACCAUUCAGUCAUGGUUUUCCAUAAAAAGAAGAUGGAUGAAAUCAAUCGUUAUCUUUACAAGCUGUGGAGACAGGCUUAUCGGGGUAAUGACAUUGAUUACAUUAAAAUUGAAUCAGACACUGAAACUGAGAGAUCAGCUUCAGAUAAAAGGCGUUCAUUUAAUUAUCGUGUUGUCAUGGUUCGCAAUCGAGUUGAAAUGGAUAUGAGAGGCCGAUGUUCAGCUGGACAAAAGGUUAUCGCUUCUUUAGUUAUCCGUUUGGCUUUGGCUGAAAUAUUUUCCGUCAAUUGUGGAAUCUUAGCUCUGGAUGAACCAACCACAAAUUUGGAUAAAGAAAAUAUUCAAGCAUUUGCUGAUUCAGUUUCUAAUAUUGUUAAAUUGCAUCGUAACCACCGGUUCCAAUUGGUUAUAAUUACUCACGACGAUCAGUUUCUAAAAUGCCUCCGUGAAUCUGAGUGUGAAUAUUAUUAUGAAGUCUACAAAGACGAUAAAGGUUAUUCACGAAUCAAGCAACUCUCAAUCAGAGAAAGAGAUAAUUAAUUUUUGUUUUAUAUUUUUCGAUUAAUAAUUGGUUACAAGAUUUGAAUUAACAACAAAAUUUAAUAAUUGUUAAUAAUUGUUUUGAUUAUAAAUUUUGUACAUAAAUAUAACAUUUUAUAAUAAAUAUUGAUAAAUCACAUUAA
This is a messenger RNA of Tetranychus urticae (two-spotted spider mite), 4212 nucleotides long. RefSeq names its product DNA repair protein RAD50-like. Gene Ontology annotation, biological process: telomere maintenance via recombination; telomere maintenance via telomerase; double-strand break repair. Gene Ontology annotation, molecular function: ATP hydrolysis activity; single-stranded telomeric DNA binding; G-quadruplex DNA binding. NCBI's taxonomy places the organism in Eukaryota, Metazoa, Arthropoda, Arachnida, Trombidiformes, Tetranychidae. Gene Ontology annotation, cellular component: nucleus; condensed nuclear chromosome; Mre11 complex. The record is from RefSeq and is a predicted model, not a curated record.